Xyrauchen texanus (razorback sucker) is the source of this 4467-nucleotide messenger RNA. RefSeq names its product calpastatin-like. Gene Ontology annotation, cellular component: cytoplasm. Lineage: Eukaryota; Metazoa; Chordata; Actinopteri; Cypriniformes; Catostomidae. Gene Ontology annotation, molecular function: calcium-dependent cysteine-type endopeptidase inhibitor activity. The record is from RefSeq and is a predicted model, not a curated record. Bases 141 to 2729 code for a protein of 862 amino acids. The transcript has 30 exons.
UACCCACACGCACGGGAGUGGCUUUAUCGAAGCGUGAGAGAGAGGAGGAUACCUUACUUAAACGUGAAACAAACUUAAGUUGCCCAAGAUAACGCGAGGAAGGCUUCAACAGACUGUUUUACAAUUCAAGAGACGUCGUCAUGGCAUACGCUGCGUAUUGGACGAUGCUCAAAAGUGAGCCUUCUGCACAAAAACAAGCCUAUGUCCCUCAGACGUCAAGGUUUCAGUCUCAGCAGGUCACACCCACCCCAACAGCACAGGUUUCCACAGCUAAACCUGCACAAUAUGAGAAAGGACCUACGCAAUCCUCCACGGCAUCCGUGGCUGUCAAACCUGGCACCACCUCUGCAACCCAAGCAGCUCAAUCAUUAACAUCUACUGCAGGAGCUGCUGGCAGCGGAGGGGCUGCUAGUACUGCAGCCAGUCAGAAAGGACCUUCCCAAUUAACGCAAUUGACCAACACUAAACCAACACCUCUCUCGCCUGCCAAAGUCCCAGCUGUGUUCUCUGGAACUGGAUCUGGCUUAACAGCUGGAGGGGUUGUGAAGUCCCCCGCAGACACAGUGAAGCCCAAAGACCCUGCACAAGAAAAGGCCCAGAAUACAACUAUUCCUUCAACCAAACCGGUACCUGCUAAGGUGGAUGCAGCUGUCGGAAAACCCUCCCCCACAACUGGUUUACCUGGAAGUGGUGGCCAAAAGUCUAUAAGCACCCAAAAGGUGCAAGUGGAAGUUGGCCCACCCGCAGCUAAAGUCAGUACUGAGGCUGGAGAUCCGUUUGAUGCCUUGGCAGGCACUUUACCAUCAUCAAAACCUGUGGCUCCUAAAGUUCCAGAAUACUCUGGACCAGAAGUCAAAGAGUCUAGUGUAAAGCCAGAGAGGGGUGUUGUUUGUGGUGAGAGAGAUGACACACUGCCGCCAGGAUACAGACGGGAAGACAUGGAAAAGAAAACACCUUCUGGAGUUCCUGACAAGCCUAAAGAAGUUCCCAAGCCUAUAAGCACAGAUGAGGCACUGGACUCCCUCUCGGCCGGGUUCGUGUCUUCAGCUCCAAGUGCUCCUAAACAGAUGGUGAAAACUGAAACUGUUGGAGCAGUAGAUGCCCGCUCAAACUUUGCUCCUCCUCCACACUCUCAGCAGAAACAACAGGUGACGUCUCAACCUGCUAAUGAAAACAAAUCACCUGCUCCACCAGCUGACAAGAAAGCCAGGAUGGAGAAGUCGGACGGUUCCAUGCCGAUGGACGCGCUAAGCGCUUUGGGAGACACCCUGGGCGCUCCAGAAGCACCAAAGAAACUAGUUGAGCUCAAACCUGGAGACAUAGUUGAUGAGAAGAAAAUUGCAUCAGAGAAGGGUGUGCGUGUUGGGGAGAGAGAGGACACACUCCCACCAGGCUACAGAUACUCAGAGGAAGAGCUCAAAAAAUUUCCCCCUCCUCCAAAAGAGACCUCUAUGGCCACAGAUGAUGCACUGGACAUUCUCUCUGAAGGUUUCACAGCCCCUGUUGCAGCACCUGUUGUAAAGGCCCCUGUUCUUCAAAAGGAAAAGACGAAACCUACUGCAGUUCCUGAGAAGUCUAAAGAUGUUCCCAAGGCAAACUUGGAGGAAUUAUCAGCACUAGACGCUCUAGCAGAUGACUUUGUGGCUCCUGCACAGACUGCUCAUAAGGUUUCUUCUGCUGUUCCUAAAAUUGUACCUCCAGGCCAUAAGCAAAAACCAUUGACGGAUGAGGAUGCUCUCGGUGCUUUGGGUGACACACUGGGUGCACCAGAACCACCCAAAAAAUUACCUGAACUGAAACCUGGGGAUAUUGUUCAUGAGAAGGAUGUGACAUCAGAGAAGGGUGUGCGAGUUGGGGAGAGAGAGGACACACUACCACCAGGUUACAGAUUCUCAGAGGAAGACCUCAAAAAACAUCCUCCUCCUAAAAAAGAGCCUUCCUUGGACACCACUGAAGCUCUGGACAUUCUGUCUGGCGAUUUUAAGGACGCCCCUGCAUCUGCUGCUAAGACCACUGUUUGUCCCUCCUCCAAUUCUUCAGCAUAUCUUGCUUUAGAAGCGCUUUCAGAUGAUUUUGUCGCUCCAUCUUCUGCAUCUAAAGUUCAGUCUGCUGUGUCUGGCCCCCCACACGCUGACAGACAGUUGUCAGAAGGUACAUCGUCAGCUUUGGAUGCUCUCUCAGACACUCUUGCAGACAUAAAGCCCGCCCCCGAGCCAGCCCCAAUCUCACCCAAAGCCGUUGUCAAGGAAAAGGACAUCGUGGAGGAGAGAGUUAGUAAACCAGGUGAGAGAGACGACACCCUUCCACCAGAUCACCGGUUCACAGAAGCAGACCGCAAGGCAUUUGAAAAUGCGAAGAAAGCAGAAAAAGACGUCAAACCAAAGCAGAAAUCAAUGGAUGAUGCAGCGGCUCUUGACCUUCUGUCCUGUGAUUUCUCUGAAGUACCCACCGUGAAGCCAUCUGCACCCGAAGCCCACCACUUUACCCCUGAACCAAUCCCCCCAACCCACACGGCACCGGGUCCAGCUUUGGAUCAGCUGGCUGAAAAACUGGUUCCAAACUUGUCCGGUUCCAAACCAAAAGACAGCAAACCAAAGGGAAAAGUUGGCAAGCCAAAGCCUAAAUCAAAGAAACUUUCAACAGAAGACUCCUCAGCUGUAGAGCAGCUGUCCGGUCAGCUGAGCUCCAAUGUGGUGCCGUCAUCUUCUGCAAAGGGUGGAAAAAGAUAGAUUGCCCACUUUCAUGGUGGAUUACAUCUCAUCCCUAACACAGGAAAGUGUCAAUAAAGGGAGCUGCUUGGACGAGAAAUAUAUUUUAUGGUGGAUACGGAAUGAAAAAAAUUAUCGAACCGCACAGAGACACUUAAACAUGUAUUUUAAGUGUUUCCUUCAAGUAAAUUCCCCUUUUCUCUUAAAGCAAAAAAUAAACCUAAAUGUUAUGAUCUUUUAUCUCCUUGUGACUGAUAAAUCUGACUGUUCUUGAUUAGGUCAAGAGCAAAUAUUUUUCUUUCAGCUCAUAGUAAUCCCUUUCAGGUGUGGCAUUGCAAUAAUAAUUAUUCCCAGAGUAAAAUGACUAUGCCAUUUACUACUACUUUCCUUUUGUCAAAAGUCUUGUUCUGUUCGUAGAGAGCUUUCUAUUGUUGUUUGGGAAAUUAUAUAGACACUAGUGUACAGAGAUUUUAUUAUGAAUUCAUUCACAGUUUAUAGGACAGAGGAUACAGAAGAUGAGCUUGAUAAUGAUGCCUUUUGAACACUGUUGAAUAUCUGUAUGACACUAAAUGCACAAAGAAAAACACAAACCUUUUUUGGGAUAUUUCAGAAAGGUGUAGCGUUGUUUCCUGAAGUGCACUUACAGGGAUUCUCUCCAUCUCUCUGUAAAAGAACUGUUACAAAACAAAAAGGAGAGCGAGGAAAAAAAGCUUUACAAACACUAAAUGCCCCAUGUGCCUGUCAAAAUCGCAAAACGGCUUGGAAAAUGGAGUUUAAGGCCUUGUUCCAUUCUGACAACGUCCUGAUGCACUGUCAAAUUUAUAUUCACUUGACUUCAGUGGUUUAUUUAGAAAUAUGCUGCUUAUAGCGCAUGUUUUAACAUGUUUAUUUUCAUAACCACUAGUAAGUUCGCUGGUGUGAUCUUUAAUUUUCACUUUAUCUCAGAUGUUCUGGUUUAAGUGCAAACCACAACAUCACAGUUUUGUUUAAAAUCUGAAAGGACAUAGAACUAUAACCUUUUAAUCCAACUUAAUAUUUUUUUACCAAUUACAUUUUCAGAUCAAGACGUGUCGUCUUAGAUCUUCCAAAGAGCACGCGUAUUAAAUGUGAGACGGCAGAGUUUUCAAGAAGGGAUUUCUAUUCUCAAAAGAAAUUAAAAUAAUUAAACUUUAACCCCAAUUUUGCUUCUUUUGUUAGUUUGUAAUAUUGUUAUGUUUGUAAUGGUCACAUGCAAAUAAAGAUAAGGUGAUUUUUGUUUUGGGACUCAAAUAGUCUAUAUUAUUUUUUGGGUGCAUGCUGUUUCUGAUAUAUCCUCAAAUGUAAAUUCAGGCCAUUAUAACUGGUUGGUCCAGCUUUCUUCAUCUUUAAUGGUUUACAAUUUGUGGAAGGGCAACAUCAUUUUUGAAAGGUUAUCUAUUGUUGAUGUCACAAAGCAUAUUUUGACAUAAAAGUAACCGGUUAUGUACCCCAAGUUUUUCCAUUUGUAUUUUUACUGCUUAUUUCCACUGAACAUUUUGAUAAACAAUGCUGUAGAUUAAGGCCUAAUUUAAUUGGAUGGACGGAGAAAAUGUCAGUCUGUUGAUCCAAUCGGUUAGAGCAUCUGUGGCAUGAUUUGUCCGUCAAGUGUAAGUCUAGUAAGAUUCCAAUAUGUGUUUUAAUAACGUCAUACUUUGGUUAAAUCUUUUCUACAGAAUGCCUAUUUACUCAUACGUGGUGAUUACCUCACCCAAGCACAUUUUUAUUUUUUAAAUCCACUGAA